This is a messenger RNA of Salvia splendens (bonfire salvia), 1209 nucleotides long. RefSeq names its product nucleolar and coiled-body phosphoprotein 1-like. The transcript is spliced from 4 exons. The record is from RefSeq and is a predicted model, not a curated record. Bases 1 to 1209 code for a protein of 402 amino acids. NCBI's taxonomy places the organism in Eukaryota, Viridiplantae, Streptophyta, Magnoliopsida, Lamiales, Lamiaceae.
AUGGCUGCAGAGGUAACAGCCAAAUCAGCCCAUCAAGGAGCUUCCACCAGAGAUGCCAGCCUUUCAGGCUUUCAGUUAAGCCAUGAGCAUAAAAAGGCUCAGCCUCCUCUUUAUCAAAAAACAACAUCCAGUUACAGAAAAGGAGCCGAGGCAGGGGAAAGAGGCGAGGAGGAAGCAAGAGCAAAGAUAGGAACUAGCAGCACAAAAGCUGGUACAAAGAACGACCCAGAAGGCCUAGCCCACCAGCCAGUAGACGAGGUGGAAGAGAGGCAGACCAGAGAAGAAGAGCCAAAGUCAGUGACUCCCCAGCCAGAAGCAGGGGAGAGUGAUACACACAUCGAGAAGGAUGGGACCGUAGUACGAACAGAGGAGCCAGAGCCAAUGGCACCUCCAGUGUCGAAACCGAAGGCAGUUAAAAGGAAAUUAGUGUUGAAGAGCGAUCCUAAGGCAGAACGGCCGAAGCCGAAGACAGUGUCACAAAGAUGCCUAGGGAAAUGGACAUCCAGCAAGGCGAAAGCAAACACAGCAGCGGAUGCAGUAGAGGUUUCGAGUGAAGAAGAAAAGACUACUCCUACAAAACCUAGGGAGGAACCCUUAUCAGCUACUAACUUGGAAGAUGCUUCGACGGCAACCGAAGUGGUCACCCCCACGCCGAGUGACCAGAGAGAGGAGACUGAUAAGAUGGCUGAGGGUCUGGACCUCGCAUCUGAGUCAGUAGGUCACGACGAGCCAAGAGAUGACAGUACCCAUAUCCGCGUGGAGACCCAGCCUACUGCCCAGGACAAGCCUUCAACACAAACAGAGAAGAGACCGGAAGAUGAUGAAGACGGAAAUGAGGACAAGUACGGCGAGGAGAGAAAAAAGAAGGGGAAAUCCCCUGUUACAAAGAAGCCAAGCCGCAAGAAGCAACGCACAGUCAACACAGGCGUCGUCAUCACAGAACCAAAUCAAAGAGCCCCACCGCGCCGAAGUGACGUCUCCCUAGACGAUGAAGAGUAUGGUGAACAACAACUUCCACACAACCAUCGGGAGCUGAUACAUCCUCCGGUGGAGAGAUUGAAGUACUGGCGUUGGAAGGUGGAGCUCACUGACGAGCUAAUUGAGGGCAUGAAGCACUUUAUCACGAAAAAGCUACAGGAUGCGUUUGAUGACAAGGACGAUGACAACAAGCAAAUCAAGAGCGGGAAGGGUCACCACGGACUUGGAUGA